Messenger RNA from Plasmodium fragile, 2166 nucleotides. RefSeq lists its product as uncharacterized. Lineage: Eukaryota; Apicomplexa; Aconoidasida; Haemosporida; Plasmodiidae. Bases 1 to 2166 code for a protein of 721 amino acids. The record is from RefSeq and is a predicted model, not a curated record. The transcript is spliced from 5 exons.
AUGGCCGGGCACUUAGUAAAUGUAAUGGCCGAAUGGGUACGAGCCAGGGAACUAUCGGAGCAGAGACAGGUUGAUAAGGCACUAUGGGCAGAUAUGGAAAAUGUAUUAAAGGAUUUUGUGGAUUACAUGGAAAAAAUAGAGGACCGAUUAGAAAUGUAUGCCACAAACUGUGAGGCUGCAGGUUGGACACGUAGAGGACGCGAGCACGAACAAACAAGAUAUACCGAUCAUUCAGUUGGGGAUGUCAUGAAAUGCAGACUCAUGGUUGGAGCAUUACAUUUUGUAACUGGGUGGAGCAAUCAACUGAAAAAGGAUAACGACCCAUCGCACAAUGAUACGGCCAUGAAGGCUAUUAUGAGGUGCCUCGUGGGCAAUGUUUUUGCGUAUAUAUUGGCUGAAAUAAAGUGUGGAUAUCAGUGGCUAGGACCAGACUGGGCAUGGCACACCAUGCAGGAGUUUGCUGAGGGCAGCCAAGACCCGUCUAAUCCAAUUUCAAGUGGAACAUGUACGCAAGACAUAUAUACGGGUAUUAAAAUAGGGAAAGGGAACUUACAGGAAGCGGUAAAAAAAUGGUUACAGAAAAGUCCAAAGAUAAGUGCUAGUAUAAAACAAAUAGAGCAGAACCCACAAUGCCACAUACCCUGGGCACAGUACAAGAGGCGUAUGCAACAGACAGGGCAAGAUGCAGACAUUUCCAGUAUAUUUCAGGAGACACAUAUGCAGGGGUUAGUAAAACAGCAGGUAACAAAAAUGUUUAAGACAAUUACCAAAACAGUAACAAGGGAGCACAGAAGGGUACGAAAUAGACCAGGGGGAGCCAUGAGAUCCGAGGAUAGUGCUGUUGAAUCUGCGGACGAGGAAGAGGACGACGACGAUGAAGAGCAGCAGAACGCAGAAGAGAACAUGAAGCACAGGACAGGUAACAGUGCGACUCCUAAGACUACGAAUACGAAUACUAAACCAAUGAGUCCAGCGCCGGGGCCAAAUGGAACAGAUGAUAAGAACAAGGACCAAGCACAACCGUCAAGCACACAAUCACCAGCAGUUUCAGGUACAGGUACAGGGGGAACUCCAUCACCACCAACAGGACAACCACGAUCAGAUGGCUCAGCAGCAGAGAACGGGGUCACAUCAGCAACAGUACCCGUACCACAACCGCCACCUGCGGCACCAUCAUCACCGAAAGCAGGGGACACGGCAUCCACGGAACAAAGCCCAGGUCGAGGACCAGGUCAGGCACCAGGACCUGGACAACAACCCCCGCAACAACCACUACCACCCCAGGGCCAUGCGCCUGAGGGCACCCAAGGCGGGCAGGAUGCAGACAACGCAGGUCAGUGCACACAGAGUUCCACCAGUACGAAUACGAACGGAUCCGGCGUUAGCAUCAGCCUCGGGUGCACUCCAGAUUCCGCGUGGGGAGUUCCCUCUAGUAUACCUCCAAAUCCCCCUGAUCCAGCGCCAGGUACGCGUACUCACGAGGAUAAUUCGAGUAAGGGCGGACAAGACGUAAAAUCAGCGCAGGAACCAGCACCGGAACCGGCGGCACCGUCCAAUGCAGGUUCUACAGCAACAUCAUCAGACACAACAACACCAUCUUCUGACGCAACGACACCAUCCACAGCAACAGCAGCGGAGGGUACAACGAGUGACACGAAGCAUGCCGACUCCGGGGAAGCAGUCGUCACUGGCGACAACGAUGACCCCCCUCCGCUCAAUCCACCCAAACCCAAACCGAACCCGAACCCAAAUCAAUCGGGCAGUAGUGGCAGUAGCCAUUUUCCCGCUGUGUCUGAACCCGCCAGUACGCACCUGUAUUCACCCGGUGAUGUGAAAGUGUCAUUCACACUUGAACCAGAUAUAAAUAAGCUGCGAGGAAAUUACGGACCACGUACCCCACAGGUUCCUCAUCCUAUAGGCCCAAAUAAGGGUCCGUCCAAUGAUGGUGGUCCAACCGCGCCCGACCUAACCGACGCGGUCCUUACCGCCACUACUCCCGUACUCUUCUUCCUGUCCGCCGUCAUCGUGGCCCUCCUUGGUUAUUCCCUUUGGAAGAUGAUCCCGAUCCAUGGAGUUGUCUGGAAACUAUACAAUUACAACCGGACCCUUGCCCACCUAAUGAAGAUGACCCCGAUCCAUGGACAUGUAUGGAGACUAUACCGUUAG